UAUGCCUUGAGCUCCUGUGGCCGGUCUUGUAGGGUACUGUGCUUCAGCCUCUGACAACACUAUACAGGAUCAAGCCUAUAUCUGAGGCUUUGCAGGUGGAAAUAGAGUGUGCAGAGUCUUCCAAGGACUUGCGAACGGCGUAAGAUCGUGGAACGAGUUCUACCAGAAGUAGCACCUGUCUUACUGCUUGAAGGGGACCUGAAGUGUGAUGAAGGACUUGGAGCAGCGAGAGAAGACUGCUGACAUCCCAGUGGUUGACCUUGGGGAGUUGGGUGUUGGUGGGCCUGAUAAACCCAGCGAAGAUGAAUGGCGCCGGGUCGGAGAGAGUCUUGUCAAGGCCUUUGGCGAUAUUGGCUUCGUGUACCUGAGUAACCACGGCGUCUCCACCCGCUCGGUAGACGAGGUGAACAAGUGGUCGGGAAAGUUCUUCGAGCUGGACUCGGCCACCAAAAUGCGGUACAAGCGCGGAACGACCCAACUACAGGGGUACACGGAGCCAGGCCAGGAGAGGUUGAUCGCUGAGGGAGACGUGCGGGAGCUGAGGGAGAGUUACGACGUGCGUGAGGUGGACGGCAUGUUCCCCGACGAGGAGGUGGUCGAGCUGCGGCCCUCGGUCCAGGCACUGGUGGCCGCUUGCAAAAAGCUGGCCUCCAGGGUGCUCACCGCCAUUGCCAUCGGAUUAGAUCUGGAUCGAUCAUACUUCGUGUCGACCCACCAGCAGAUGUGCAGCGACAACAACGCCACGUGUCUGCGUCUGCUUUACUACCCGCCAGUGCCCCCUAGCGUGUGUGAGGGGGCCACCCGCUGCGGCGCUCACACUGAUUACGGCACCGUCACCCUCCUCUUUCAGGAUAACAUGGGAGGCCUAGAGGUUCGAAACCGCGAGGGUUCAUGGGUGAGCGCCGACCCUGUGCUGGGCACUGUGCUGGUCAACGUGGGAGACCUCCUGCAGUUUUGGACCUCUAAUAAACUGCGCGCCACGGAACAUCGGGUGUUGAUCCCGAAGGAGGAAAUGCAGCAAAGGCGACCUCGGCGUUCAGUGGUGUUCUUCGUGCACCCAGACGACCCGGUGCUCAUACAGCCGCUCGACGGCUCCAACGCCUACAGUCCCGUCACGGCCAAAAGCCACACAGACAAGCGCUUCGAGGAGACCUACCAGUACUGAGGAGCUACAGGAGACCUACCAGUACUGAGGACCUACAUGAGACCUACCAGUACUGAGGACCUACAUGAGACCUACCAGUACUGAGGACCUACAUGAGACCUACCAGUACUGAGGACCUACAUGAGACCUACCAGUACUGAGGACCUACAGGAGACGUUGAGAGCGCCCGCGUGCAGCGUUCAGUCGUUGUCCUGGGCGUACGUGUGGCUGGGGCCACAUGACCACACACAUCCCAGCAUCACCAUGGCAGCAGUAGAGCACAUGCACUCUCUCAGUCCACCAAGACGGCUUCAUUUACUCAAGGCAAAAGCACCAGUCGCCAUGAACACCACUUCCCAAACUAUGUCAAGGUGGUUAAGCGCCAACAAGCAGGUGCGGAAGACGUCUCCAACUUGUUCUUCAACUUUCAUUUACUUGAUCUGCUGCAUAUCAUUAAAUAUGAUUGUGUGUGUGUAUUCAUUUAUUUGUGUUUGCGGGGGUUGAGCUUUGGCUCUUUGGUCCCGCCUCUCAACUGUCAAUCAACUGGUGCACAGGUUCCUGUGUGUGCGUGUGUGUGUGUAAUCAGCUCGACACGUGAUAGAUCUCCAGAGCUGGCAGAUAUUUUCCUGUCCUUCAAAACACCUGUUCUCAACAUGCUCAGUUUGCUUGAUAGAUACAUAUAUAUUGUAUUUACCCGAUAUAGUUGAUAUACCUAAUAUAUUAUAUGUCCUAACACAAAUACUUGCUUUAUAUAAAUGAAUUAUUAUUAAUUGUGACGUUGUUUAAUAUGAACCACUGAUCUAUAUGUGAGGUCUCUUGAUCUACCACCACACUGCUAUUAUGAUGUGUCUAUGACUUAGCUGCAUUUAAGCUCUUUACUAUCAUUGAACUAUUCCAUUAAGUGGUAUAGUUGUUUCAUUAAUAUUUGUUUUACCGCGCGUGAGGUAAAGUGUUAUGUUAGAGAAGUGCCGGCUGACAGCUCACAGGCUUGUGAUAUCAGCGACCAGGUGACCAAGAACACCCAAAAUUAGCAAAUAAUAAUCAUUUCAACCUGAAAUGCAGAAAAACUUGACAUAUUCAUUUUCAAAAUGUCUUUAUUAUUCACCGUUGUGAACUGAGGUAUUUUAUUCAGUAAAGAUCUCUGGCUGAGACACGCCUGGCAAAGAGUCCAGAUGUUACAUAAUGCUUAAACACAUUAUUAAUACUUUACCAGGUAAAGUGUUAAUCAUCAACAUGACACGAAACCCCUUAUCACACCACCUGGAUAGUUAUCUAGAUAUUUGUGAUAUGGUCUGAAAGCAUAUUACGGUUGCAAUAAUAGCCUACUUGGAAACUGGCAAGGGAACCUUUGUCGUAAACAGAGAAUAUUCUCAGGUUAUAUCUUUAUUUUAUUAUAAAUCGAUGGUUGAAAAUAUAAAAGGCCUAGAGUUAUUUUUGUAAACGGUCUGAAUUAAAGGCUUUCUUAAAAAUGAAAUUGUAGGAGAUACUCAUAUAGUUUUCAAAUUUCACAUUUCACAUGUUUGAGAAUAAUAUACUAUUUUAGCACAACUAAACUUAAUCUAAUCUAACCCAAGCUAUCUUUAAUCUAACCUAACCCUAGACAGAGAGCAGAUAAUAGCAGUAAUUACACAGUGGUUUUGACGUGAAUACCGAGAGCUGAUAACUUGGUGGCCAAGGUUCGAAUCCUUGAGGUUCCAGUGUAACAGUCUGCAUCCAUCCAGCCUCAGGUCAACACAGUGUUACGAGGCGUGUGUGACCAAGUAGUGUAGACGUACUAUGUGAAUGUUGAUCAAAUGAGCAUCACUCAGCAUGACAACAUGAAUGUAAUAAUUGUAAUUGAACAUAUUAAGUGUAACAAUAAAUUUUAUUUUUA
This is a messenger RNA of Procambarus clarkii (red swamp crayfish), 3017 nucleotides long. RefSeq lists its product as uncharacterized. The record is from RefSeq and is a predicted model, not a curated record. Gene Ontology annotation, molecular function: 2-oxoglutarate-dependent dioxygenase activity. Lineage: Eukaryota; Metazoa; Arthropoda; Malacostraca; Decapoda; Cambaridae.